Molecule: messenger RNA, 7944 nt
Organism: Dermatophagoides farinae (American house dust mite)
Lineage: Eukaryota; Metazoa; Arthropoda; Arachnida; Sarcoptiformes; Pyroglyphidae
Product: fatty acid synthase-like
Biological process (GO): fatty acid biosynthetic process
Molecular function (GO): oxidoreductase activity; fatty acid synthase activity; 3-oxoacyl-[acyl-carrier-protein] synthase activity
Source: RefSeq, a predicted model, not a curated record
UACUGAUUAAUUUUUUUUUGUUCCAAGACAUUUUUUUUGUUUGUAGGUGUGUUUGUGUGUGAAGUAGGUGUAUCAGUGUAUGGUCUAAUUAAAUGAUAAAGUUUUAGUGAACAUCAGAAUCUCAUCUGUGAAAAUGGUCGAUAAUAAUCAAAAAAGAAUGUCAGAAGAUUUAAAUGAUUUAAAAUCUGAUGAAGCUCAAUAUGUCUACAAACAAUAUGGUCCUGAAAAGAAAGCCGAACGAGAUUUAAUGCGUAAUAAUAUAUCAAUACCAGAAUGGAAAAUAAAAGAAGAAUUAGUAAUAAGCGGUAUGUCUGGCCGUUUUCCUGAAAGUAAUACGAUUGAUGAAUAUUCGUAUAAUAUGUACAACGGUAUUGAUAUGGUCACUGAAGACGAACGAAGAUGGCCAUUCGGCUAUCUUGGGUUACCCCGAAGAUCUGGCAAAAUUAAAGAUAUUUCAUUGUUUGAUAAUGAAUUUUUCAAAGUGAACGAAGAAGAUGCACAUUAUCUGGAUUCACAAAUACGCAUCAUGUUGGAAAUCACAUUCGAAGCAUUGUGGGAUUCCGGCAUCGAUCCAAAUAGCUGGGCUGGUAGCAAUACCGGUGUGUUUUUAGGCCAUUGUUUUGAUGAAUAUAUGGCUGCCUAUUCAGAUACCGGAAAUAAUAUUCCAUUGUAUAGACAAAGUUAUUUUGCAAUGUUGCACAAUGUUUUCGAUUUCAAGGGGCCAGCAAAACAUUUCGAUACUGCAUGUGCAUCCGGUUUCAGUGCCUUCCAUCAGGCAAUUGCUUCUCUUCGUGCUGGUGAAUGUGAUCAGGCCAUUGUUGUCGGUUUGAAUAUUUGCCUUCGUGCCGGUACACAGCAUCAAUUUCUAAAUCUCAACAUGUUGUCACCGGAAGGCAAAUGUAAAUGUUUAGAUGAUGACGCCAAUGGUUAUGCUAAAGGUGAAGCUUGUGUAGCCGUGGUUUUGCAACAUAAAUCACAAGCCCGACGAAUCUAUGCUCGUAUCAUUCAUUCAAAAACCAAUUGUGAUGGCUUCAAAGAUUUGGGCAUUACAUUUCCUAGUUUUGAACUUCAAGCUGAAGUUAUAUCCGAUGCAUUUAAAGAAGCUCAAAUCGAUCCACUUGAAGUUGAAUAUUGUGAAGCUCAUUGCACCGGUACGCAAGCUGGUGAUCCAUCAGAAAUGAGAGCAAUCUAUGAUUCAAUGUGUGUUGGUCGUACUAAACCUUUGAAAAUUGGUGCACUUAAAUCGGUCAUUGGUCAUACUGAAGGUGCAUCUGGUCUAUGUGGAUUGGUCAAAUCGAUUCUUUGUUUUGAAAACGAAUUAAUACCACCUAAUUUACAUAUGACUAAAAUAAACCAUAAUAUCGAUGGCCUGGUCAAAGGUAUCCUUGAGCCGGUCACUGAAUGCACUCCAUUCAAAGGACGAAUGAUAGCAAUGAAUUGCUUUGGAUUCGGUGGUGUAAAUGUGCACGCUAUAAUCGAAAAGAAUGCCAAAGAAAUUUCUGAUAACGAAUAUCAAUUCGGCACAUUACCACGAUUGGUAAUCUUUUGUGGCAGGAACCAAGAAUCAUUGGAAAAUAUGCAUCAAUUCUUAAUCGAUAAUCCUGAUAAAAUAACCACCGGAUUUUUGGCCCUAUUGGAUAAUGUAGCAAAAACCAGUCCAUAUCCAAAUCGAAUGUUUGGCGGCAUGAUAUAUCGAGGUGCUCGUCUAUUUAAACCUGACGAUUGUGGCCGUCUAAAACCAUUAGAUGAAGUACGAUUCAAUCAAGUAAAAAGCGAAACAAAACCGUCUGUUUGCUUUGUUUUCACUGGAAUGGGUUGUCAAUGGCCAAUGAUGGGACGAGAAUUGUAUCGAAUUGAUUCAAUGUCCCGUAUUCUUCAACAGUGUUCUGAAGUUCUGAAACGUAUCAACAGCUCAUUCAAUCUGAUGAACAUAUUGACAAGUGAUGAUCCAAAAAUACUACAAUCUCCCACCAAUUCAUUUGUUGCCAUUGCUGCCAUACAGAUGGCAAUUGUUGAAUUUCUUCGACAAUUAGAAAUUGAACCAGAUUUCGUUAUCGGUCAUUCCAUUGGUGAAUUGUCCUGUGCUUAUGCUGAUCAAUGUCUCACUCUAGAAGAAACGAUUACUGCGGCAUAUAUUCGUGGCCAAUGUAUGGCCAAAAUGGCAGAACAGAAACAAGGAAAAAUGGCAGCCAUUGGCUGUACUUGGGAACAAGCGACACAAUAUUGUCAACAAUAUUCCGAAGGAAAAGUUUGGCCAGCAUGUCACAAUAGUUUUGAUUCGGUUACUGUGGCCGGUUCAAAAUUAGAUAUGGACAAUUUUAUAUUGAAAUUACAACAACAGGAACCUGAUUUAUUUGUUCGCGCCAUCAAUAGUUCAAAUGUUGCAUUCCAUUGUCCAUACAUUGAAGAAAUGCGUGACACGUUACGACAAGCAUUAAACGAAAAUAUCUGCUUCAAACAACAAAAGUCAAUCUCAUCUAAAUGGUUGACAACAACGUACGAACAAAAAAGCCAAGAAUUCAACCUAGAAUAUCUGGUCGAUAAUUUGCUCGAACCUGUCAGAUUUUAUGAAGUUUUUCAACGUCUACCUUCAAAUGUUAUAUUUGUUGAGAUUGCCCCCAACAAUUUGCUCCAAGCAGUUAUCAAACGCAACAUUUUCGAACGAAAUGAGGAUUCAAAAUAUGUGGCAACAAUGACACGUAAAAGUGGUCAGAAUAAUGUCGAUAUUCUUCUGACUAAUAUCGGUCAGCUCUAUGUAAAUGGAUUGAAUCCUUGGAUUGAAAAACUAUAUCCUUCAUAUGAAUACCCGGUCGCUAGAACUACUCAAUCAUUACAUUCAAUGAUUCGUUGGAAACAUGAUCGUCAUUCAAAUGCACAAAAUAUCCAGAAUUUUUCAAUCCAUGAUCAACGUAAAAAGACAUACAAAUCUGUUGACAUGCAAAAUGCUGAUGAUAAAUUCUUUGCCGAUCAUUGUGUCGAUGGUCGUAUCUUAUUUCCAGCUACUGGUUAUUUAUAUUUUGCUUGGGAAUUGGCUAGUCGAUCUAUGAAUUCUAAACGAGAAGAAACACCCAUCAUAUUCGAAGAUGUAAUCAUACAUCGAGCCACAAUCAUACCAAAAAGUGGUUUAAUGAGUUUUGCCAUGAAAUUUAACAAAGAAAAUGGAAUGUUUGUCAUGUUGAACGAUGGUACAGUGACUACUACUGGCCGAAUCAGAAUACCAAACAAACAAUCCAAAUUUUUAUUGUAUCAAGAUAUGCUAAAUAGUGUGGAUAGUGUUAAAACGAAAAAAUGUCGAAUGCAAUUGGCAAUGAAAGAUGUGUACAAAGAAUUCCGUUUACGUGGCUAUGAUUAUGGACCCGAAUUUCAAAGCAUUAAUGAGGUUUCAGUUAAUGAUGAAUUCAGUGUGGCUACAGUGACUUUCAAGAAUUGGGUUACAUUCGUCGAUGGCAUGAUUCAAACGGUUAUUAUUGGGCGUCCAAUACGUGCAUUAUUAGUACCUGUUCGAAUCGAUUAUCUAGCAUGUGAUCCGAUAAUGAUGUCUCAAAAAUUUAAAACAAUAUCCGAAAAUGCUACACCAACAGGUGAAACGACACCAUUAUUAUGUUUGGAUACGAUCUACGAUUUUUGUCUGAAUAUUGCCACUAGUUCAGGUAUUGAAUUUCGCGGAAUCAAAGCUAAUUUAGCGCCACGUAGAAUACAUCCUAUUGUUCCAUCUGAAUCUAUGUAUGAAUUUGUGCCGCACAAUCAACAUGAUUUACUUUUAACAACAAGUAGAUCAAACAGCUAUGAAUAUCGAUUAUUUCUUACUGAACAACUAUUACAAUAUCAAGAUCUUUGUGCAAGAUACUUACAAGAUCAUUCGAUUGAUGAAUCAUUUAAUAUGGAGCAAUUUGAAACAAAAGUGGCCACACCAAUUUUAAUGAACAUUCUUAAACAAAUUGAUUUCGACAAUUUUGAACAGCAACAAUUGGAUACGAUUGAAAAUGAUCUUUUGUUUCAUUCCUACCUGAAUGAAGUGUUUAUUCGGCCACAGCUUGAAACGGUCGUCGAAAACUUUUGGGAACCAUUGAUCGAGAUUUUGGAGGUUGGCCAGACUAGAAAUCUGAUGGCUUCGGACAUACUCAAAUGGGUUGCAAUGGACACAUUUCGUGUGAAUUUCAAUUGUCGUUUAUUACAUCCAUCACCAACUACAGUGAAUCCUGACCAUUUAAAUUCGAUUUAUUCACAGCAUGAAUGGCUAGCUGAAAAAUCUAAAUUUCCCACCGAAUUGAUAAAUAUCGAUUUGAUUGUUUACAAAGAUUCUAGCAUUUGCCCUUUGGUUUCCAAACACGAAAUUGAUUUAUCACUCAUGUUAGAAUCAUUAUGGAAUUGCCUCAAAGAUAAUGGCUUUGCAAUCAUAUUGAUUAGAGAUCGCCCAUUUCCUGUUGAACGUUAUUUGAUGGAUAAACUCAAUAUGAAAAUAUCUAAUGAAUCUCGUGUUGAACAAGUCAUGACAGCACUUGGCAGGACUUCGUUUAAAUUAUUAGGUGAACGUAGCGAUCGAAUGGGCGUGCAUUCUUUCCUCAUUCGUAAAAUUUCCAUUGAAAUUAUUCCGGAAAAUCAAAUCUACAUUAACUUUACAAAUAAUGUUAAAGAUUGGUUCGAAUUGUUACAGAAUAGCCUUAAAGAAAUCAAAAAUAGUCAAAUUGUGGAGCAAAAAUUCGUAUGGUUAAUUGCCAAUGAUUAUAAUUCUGGUGUACUUGGUUUCACCAAUUGUCUACGUAAAGAACCGGAUGGUUUGAGAAUUAGAUGUAUUUAUAAUGGGCAAUCAAACUGUUCAAUCGACGUUGAAUCCGAAAUGGUCAAAAACAUUGUAAAACUUAACCUACAAAUGAACGCUAUCGGACCAGAUGGAUCAUUUGGAUCAUUCAAACAUUUUUCAUUGUCCAGCGAAGAUACUGAACUUAUACCAGUGGAACAUUGUUUUCUUAAUGCACAUACACGUGGUGAUCUGUCCAGUCUUCGAUGGUUUGAAGCUCAACACAAACAUUGGCCAGCAAAUCGUAAACCAACUGAAAAUUUCUUUACAGUCUAUUUUGCUUCAUUAAAUUUUCGAGAUAUUAUGUUGGCCACGGGUAAAUUACCACCGGAUGCCUUGCCAUUAGAAAUUGGCUUAGAUGAUUGUUUAUUGGGCAUCGAAUUUGCAGGUCGUGAUGAGAAUGGUAAUCGUGUAAUGGGUAUGAAACAAUCGAAAUCUUUGGCCACCACUCUUGUAUAUGAUGAUGCUAGCUGUCUGACAUGGCCAAUACCUGAUAAAUGGACAAUGGAAGAAGCGGUAACCAUUCCUGUUGCAUAUGGUACUGCAUACUAUGCUCUAUUGAUUCGUGGUAAUCUACGAGAAAAAGAAAAAGUUCUUAUCCAUUCUGGAAGUGGUGCCGUUGGUCAGGCAGCUAUCGCUAUUUGUCUUAGUUACAAUUGUCAUUUAUUUAUAACAGUCGGAUCCGAAGAAAAACGAACAUUUUUGAUGGAAAAAUUCCCUCAUCUAAAACCCAAUCAAUUUGCCAGUUCACGUGAUACGGCAUUUGAGAAAAUGAUUCUACAGGCUACAGAUGGAAAAGGUGUCGAUGUUGUUUUGAAUUCAUUAGCCGAAGAUAAAUUGUUUGCAAGUGUCAAUUGUUUAGCUCCAUAUGGACGUUUCUUGGAAAUCGGAAAGUUUGAUCUGUCACAAAAUAGCAAAUUGAAUUUGUCCCAGAUAAUGAAAAACAAAACUUUCCAUGGCAUUUUACUCGACAAUAUGAUCCAUGUUUAUGAUUGUACACCGAGAAAUAUUCUUCGGCAACGAGGUAAAAUUCGUGAUUUGAUUUAUGAAGGUAUGACCAAUGGAGUAAUUCAACCAUUGAAUCGAACGAUAUUCACGGUGGAUAAAUGUGAAGAAGCAUUCCGAUACAUGACCACUGGAAAACAUGUUGGAAAAAUUCUUAUAAAAAUUCGUGAAGAAGAAAUAGCAGGAAAUGAAAAUUUUGAAGAAAUAAUGGCCCAUAAUAACAGUUUACGAAUACCAGCCUUACCUCGAACUGUAUUUCAUUCCAGUAAAUCAUACAUUAUAACAGGUGGAUUGGGCGGAUUCGGUAUGGAAUUAAUGAACUGGAUGGUCGAACGAGAAGCUCGUCAUUUUGUUUUAACUUCAAGAAAAGGAGUCAAAAAUCUUUAUCAAAAAUGGCGUAUCGAUCAUUUUACUGAAAUGGGUGUUAAAAUUGAAAUAUUCAUCGAUGAUACGACUACCGAUGAUGGUGUAGAUCGAUUGAUUAAUACGGCUCAAAAAUUGGCUCCAUUGGGUGGAAUUUUUCAUUUAGCAAUGGUUAUAAAAGAUGGCCUAUUUGAUAAUCAAACCUUGGAAUCAUUUGAAGAUGUUAUCAAACCUAAAGCUAACACAUUUCUCCUAUUGGACAAAUUAACAAGACAACGAUCGAUAAAUUUGGAUUAUUUUGUUGCUUUCUCAUCGAUCAGCUGUGGUAUUGGAAAUCCUGGCCAAAGCAAUUACGGAUUAGGUAAUUCCGUUCUAGAACGUGUAUGUGAUCAAAGACGACGUGAUGGACUACAUGGAUUGGCCAUUCAAUGGGGACCUAUCGGAGAUGUUGGUUAUAUUAUCGACAAUAUUCGUGGCAAUGAUAUUGUUGUCUGUGGUGCACUUCCACAACGAAUACCAUCGUGUUUGAAUGUACUCGAUCGUUUAUUGCAAAAUCCGUUUGCCGUAUGUUCCAGUCUUGUAUGGUCGGAUAAAAAAUUGGGUCUACAUGGUGGCAAGACUAGUUUAAUCAAAACGGUUGCACAUAUUCUGGGCGUCAAGGAUUAUGAAAAACUGGAACCAAAUGUAACGUUAGGCGAACUUGGCAUGGAUUCAUUGAUGACCGUUGAAAUUAAACAAGUGAUUGAACGUGAUUAUGAUGUUGUAUUUUCAUUACAAGAUCUACGUAAAUUGACCAUAGCUCAAAUUAUCGAAAUUGGUCAGGGUAAAGCAAAAGAAACGCUCAUCACUAAUGAUGCUGAAAAUAAAUCGAAUGAAAAACGAUCGAUGGAUGAGAAAUUGGCACCAAACCAACCGAUAGUUUAUUUGAAUGAUAUAAUCAAUGGUGAUCCUAUUCUAUUCUUUCCGCCUUUAGAUUCUACAUUCGAUGGAAUGUUACCCAUUGCACAGAAACUUAAUCGUCCAGUUAUUGGUGUAAAUUGGACACAUGAAUUGAAAGAUUUCAAAUCACUCAAAGAUACAGCCGCAUAUUUCAUACGAAUACUUGAAACUCAGCUACCAAAUCUUGAUCAUUAUGAUGUAGUAGCCUAUUCGUUUGGUGGUGUCGUUGCAUUGGAAAUGGGCCUACAGCUACAGAAACGAAAAUCGGCCCGUCUACAACGUUACAAUCAACUAAUCCUUUUGGAUUCAUCACCCAAACAAUUCAAAAUCUAUACCGAUGUCAUUGCCAAGAAAUAUGAAAUCGAAAAAGAUAAAAUCACUGAUGCAGCAUACAUUGAUUCAAUGUUGAUGUAUUUACGUGGUAAAGUGACUAUGGAUAAUACGAAAAUACGUGAAACAUUGUUAAAAAUGAAUGACAACCAACAGCGGAUCAAAUUUUUAGGCAAUGUCAUUCGACAAACACAAAAUAUGGAUGUAAAAGAUGAAACACUUGAUUACUUAAUGCAAACACAUUAUAACAAAUUGUUUAUGGUGAAUCAAUAUGAAUGUCCAGCGAAACAAUUUGAAGGCGAUAUCAUACUCAUACGAGCUUCAAGUGUUUUACUCAAAUCCGAUUAUGAUGAAAAAAAUAUUCGUACUGAUUAUUGUAUCGAUGAUCUGAUAACCGGUAAAUGCCAUUUACAUAUAUUGGAUGGUGAUCACGAAACAUUCAUCACAAAUAAUUAUGAUCAAUUGAUUAAAUUGAUUAGAAAUUAUGUUUGAAUUCAAUUUAUUACUUU